Chironomus riparius is the source of this 1938-nucleotide messenger RNA. The record is from the annotation of a GenBank genome assembly. NCBI's taxonomy places the organism in Eukaryota, Metazoa, Arthropoda, Insecta, Diptera, Chironomidae.
AUGGAUAUCUUCCAUAUUGAUUCAUCAAAUAUCAGUUCAAGUAUCGUCGACACUGAUCAUGAUACGUCGGUUCCUGACGAAAUAACAGAAGUUAAAUUUGAGUCUCAUUCGGAAUUUGAUUUAAAUUUCUUUGACACGCCUGAUGACUCAAUGACUCAGGGUGCUUUUAGCAAUCCUAAUUCAGUCGAAUCAUCGAUAUCAUUGGCACCAACACCAGAACCACCGAACUCUACCAAUAAUGUAAUUAACAACGGUAUUUACACUAUAUCAUCAACUUCAUCUCCCGGCAUCAAUUUUAGUCAGCAAAAUGUUAAAACCGAAAAUCAACCAUUUUCACCGACAUCAACAGCAACAGGAACAACAAAAUCAGCAGCUGAUUCAAAUUCAAGUUCAUCAUCAAGCACAAAAAACUUUGUUGCCUGUAAAGUCUGUGGUGACAAAGCAUCAGGAUAUCAUUACGGAGUUACUAGUUGUGAGGGAUGUAAGGGAUUUUUUCGUCGUAGCAUACAGAAACAAAUUGAAUAUCGUUGCUUACGUGAUGGUAAAUGCUUGGUAAUCAGACUGAACAGAAAUCGAUGCCAAUAUUGUAGAUUUAAAAAAUGCUUAGCAGUUGGAAUGAGUAGAGAUUCUGUACGAUACGGUCGUGUUCCAAAACGUACUCGUGAUAUUGGCGGUAACUCAAUUGUAGAUGACUUACCGUCAAAUAGUUUGAUUGUAAAUGGUCAAGCUGUGAAUGGAAACGCAAACAUUUAUGUGACAAAUAUUCGUGUUGUCAACGCAACAGUCGCAGUAGCAUCAUCUGUACAAAACACGACAAGUAUUAAUAGUUCUGCUUAUUCUCCAUCAAUUGUUACAACAACAACAUCAGCAGCAGCAACAGAUAUCAGCAGUGUAAAGAGUACACAAAGUGCACUGUUAGUUUCUUCACAUCAACAAAUGUGUUCAACCACCACUACUAAUCCACCGAUCGAGCAAAUAUCGUACAUUAGCGCAGAUAUGAUUGAGGCAUCACAUAUGAACAAUAAUAAUAAUAAUAAUAAUAAUACUAAUAAUAACAAUAAUAAUAAUUCUGAUGAGAAUCAAGAAUUAUCUGUGUAUGAUGUGAUAUUGUGUGUGUCGCAGGCACAUCGAACCCAUUGUUCGUACACAGAGUGUGCAGUGAAAGGACUCAAUCAUCGACCAUUAAUAAUGCCAAAUAGUUAUCAAUCAUCUAAUAACACAUCUAAUAAUUUAAUUACAUCUUCUACACAAACGCAGGCGAUGGACGAUAGUGGGAUAAUACCAUCAUCCGUUUCGGAAUCUUUAGAGCAGCAGCGCAUUUUCCUUUGGCAACAGUAUGCACUUCGCAUGACUCCGUCAGUUCAACGUGUAGUAGAAUUUGCUAAACGUGUACCUGGAUUUUGUGAUUUCACGCAAGACGAUCAAUUAAUAUUAAUAAAAUUAGGCUUUUUCGAAGUAUGGCUUAAUUACAUCGCUAAGGCAACCACCGAUUUAACACUAACGUUUGACGACGGUACUUUUAUGACUCGUCAGCAACUUGAGAUUAUGUAUGACGCUGAUUUUGUCAACGCCCUGUGCAAUUUUACAAAUGGACUUAAUGCAUGUAAUCUAAAUGAUACAGAAGUUGGUCUCUAUUCAGCAUUGAUCUUACUUGCGGCUGAUCGUCCCGGUAUAACAGAACAAAAAUUAAUACUGAAAACUCGUGAGCGAGUAGCCGAAGCAUUGCGAGUUCAAAUCAUUCGUUCAAGGCCAAAUACAGCAAAUGCGCUCCAAAUUAUGCCGGCCCUCGAAGCAAAAAUUAUGGAAUUGCGUACUCUCGGUUUACGUCACUUUAAUCAUCUAGAUUUUUUCAGAAUUAAUUGGCAAUAUUCAUCCCGUUUGCCGCCUUUAUUUGUAGAAAUAUUCGAUAUUCCUAAAUCCGAAGAAGACUUGCAAUAA